This is a messenger RNA of Capsaspora owczarzaki ATCC 30864, 1125 nucleotides long. RefSeq names its product delta-aminolevulinic acid dehydratase. Lineage: Eukaryota; Filasterea; Ministeriida; Capsasporidae. The transcript is spliced from 6 exons. Gene Ontology annotation, cellular component: cytosol. The coding region runs from base 33 to 1043 and encodes 336 amino acids. The record is from RefSeq and is a predicted model, not a curated record. Gene Ontology annotation, biological process: heme biosynthetic process. Gene Ontology annotation, molecular function: porphobilinogen synthase activity; zinc ion binding.
CCAGUCUGUUUUUCGUUUCACUCGAAAUUGAGAUGUCUCAGCCACUGCCCGCAACCCACGAGCUCCACUCGGGCUACUUCCAUCCGACCCUGCGCAGCUGGCAAUCGAACGCAGCACAUCUCGCAGCGUCGCAGCUCAUCUAUCCCCUCUUCAUCUCGGACGUCGAGGACAACUGGGAGGAGAUUGGCAGCCUGCCUGGCCAGUUCCGCUUCGGCCUCGCUCACAUCGACCGCGUCGUCGCACCGCUGGUCGCAAAGGGACUGCGCACAGUGCUCCUGUUUGGCGUCCCCGUGCAAGUCCCCAAAGACGCCACGGGCUCGCUGGCCGACGCCGACGACUCGUGCGUUGCUCGUGCCGUGCGCCAUCUGCGCAAGACCUACCCAAGCCUCCUUGUUGCGUGUGACGUGUGUCUCUGCCCUUACACCAGCCAUGGUCAUUGUGGAAUCCUGUACGACGAUGGCACCAUCAACAACCAAGCAAGCACCGAGCGUCUGGCUCAAGUGGCUCUGUCGUACGCACGCGCUGGUUGCCAGAUUAUCGCUCCGUCUGACAUGAUGGAUGGUCGCAUUGCAUCCAUCAAGACUGCUUUGCGCGGCGCUCACUUGCACAGCAAAGUUUCCGUCAUGAGCUACAGCGCCAAGUUUGCCUCGUGCUUCUAUGGCCCGUUCCGUGACGCUGCCAAAUCCGCACCUGCUGCAGGCGACCGCAAGUGCUACCAGCUGCCUCCUGGCGCUCGUGGUCUGGCGUUGCGUGCCACUGAUCGCGACGUCGCGGAAGGCGCUGACAUGCUGAUGGUCAAACCUGGCGGUCCGUAUCUGGACAUUGUGCGCGACGUCAAGAACAAGUAUCCCGAUGUGCCGCUCGCCAUCUACCACGUGUCUGGCGAAUUCGCAAUGCUGUGGCACGCCGCCAAAGCCGGCGCUUUUGAUUUGCGCGCAGCAGUCCUCGAAACUGUCCGAGGCAUGCGUCGUGCAGGUGCAGACAUCAUCAUCACCUACUACACACCCCAGCUGUUGGAUUGGCUGCAAGACGAGCAGCAAUAAAAGCCAGAUACCGUCAUCUUGUUCUUUUAAUGAAACAAGCCAAGCAGGAACCACAUCGAAAGACGUGAACAAAAAGGCAAAC